AAUAUAAUGCAAACACAAAUGACUACUUUGAACAUGUCGUCAUAAUAAUCAAGCAAUAAUCUAAAUAUACACAGCAAGACAAACAAAUGACAAAUUGUUCACUAUAGUUCAAACCACAACAUUCGACAAAAAGAUAUUAAUGUUGUACACGUGAAUACAUAAAAAGUUUAGUUAUUUUUUUUAAAUGAAAGUUGUAAAAAUAUUUAAAACAUGAAUGAAACAGACCAUUUUAAUGAAGAAGUAUCUAGUCAGAACGAAAAUGUUGGCAUUUUUUGCGAUAAUAGCAGCGCUACUGAAGAGAUGAGUGUAGUCUCAGAAAGUGUAUCAAUUAAUACAUUAAGUUCAUACAAUUCUGUUGCAAGUACUUCUCCUUCAGUUGAUGAUAAACGAAAAAGUGUUCACCUUUGGUUAAAUGCAAACCCUCCAUCUAAUAGUUGUGUUCAAAACACAUUUGUCGUUCAAAAAGGAGAAGUGGAAACUUUCCAGGCUGAAGAAAUUCCUGGUAAUGAUUUGUAUAUAUGUGAAGAAUCUAUUUCAGCAAAACUAAACAGCGCCGAUGAAGAACAAGACUUAAUGCGUGGCUUAGAUAUUGAUCCUCAUUACGCGAGAAUAAAAUCAGAGGUCAUGAGAGAGAUCGAAACAAAAGACGAUCACAAAAUGUAUAAAACAAAAGAUUUAAUACAUUAUUGGAAACUUCAAGUGGAAAACGAUAAAGUAUUUAACAAAGAUGAUGCAAAAAAUAUUGAUAAGGUUGACAAUGAUAAUGAAAACAAUGCAAAAAAAAGACGAGACUUUAAAAAAAAAAAACCGACUACCGUUAGAAAAUCGCUGAAACUGCGAAAUAAUUCUGAAGAAGAAAAUAAAGACUUUAAAAGAAAAAAAAGUUUUUUUAAACAUUUGAAUCCGAAGGGACAAUUAGAACGCAAAAACUCAUGGGGAACCAUUAAAGAGGCCCUCUCAGGGAUAACUAGCCCAAUUAUGAAGCGAAAAGCUCCAUUCGAAGAAAGCUUUAAUGGCCUCGAAACUGGAAUUUCUUUGAUUGAGAAAAAUGGUUUGAAUUGUUUAAAGUAUAAAGUUAGCGAAGUACAAGAUAAAUUUCCAAACGAUAAACUCGAUCUUGAUCUGCCUUUAGAAGAACAUGAUCCAAAAGCAUCACGACGUUUUCAUAAUGUUCUCACUUAUUCACCACGCCCUUCUAGAAAACUUAAUUCAAACCUUGCUACAGAUAUUGACUCUAGCCAUAAACAUUCAAAUGAUGAUCUUAACUACAGUGGAAACAAUUCACCAAAUAGCUCAACACGUCGACUCUAUGUACAAGAGGGACAAGUUAAGCUGACAUAUAUGGGCUCUACAAACGAAAGAUUUAUGUUUUUGUUUAAUGAUUUACUACUUGUUGCAAAAGCAAAGUCUGCAACAACUUUUAAACUUAAAGAUAAAGUUAGAGUCAGUGAAAUAUGGCUGUCUGCAGCAAUAGAUGACAUUGUUGAUACAACAUUAACAUCUGACAAAUGUUUUACAAUUGGAUGGCCAACCAUUAAUUACAUUGCUGGAUUUAAUACCUCUGAAGAAAAGGAUUUGUGGUUUAAAACGUUGCAAAAGUGUCGUGAUGAGCAACAAGAACGUCUUGAAUUAAAAGAGGUGACAGUAAAUGUAAUAAACAAGGUUAAUCAAGAAGAUAGUUAUUCUAUACAGACAGCAACCUUGACUGUUACUGUUAAACAUGAUGCGAAAGCAGUUGUUAAAAUGGCUCAAGAACAAUUUCAAAUCCAGCCAGAUGAAAAUAGUUUAUAUCAACUAUGGCUUGCGACAAAAGAAAUUCCUUAUCCAUUAAUAGGUCAUGAAAUUCCAUAUUCAAUUAAAGUCAAUCACAGUAGAAUUCGUGACUCUUUGCGUGAUGAAAAUUACAAUCCAUAUGAUCCCAUUGAUUUUGACUCAUCCUGUCAAUUUUAUUUGAAAAAAAGCAAACAAACAUCAACACGUAUGAGUUUAGGUGACUUGAAUAACCAAAAAAAGUGGAAAAAUCCUAUGAAAAAGUCCCCAAUUUAUCAUUGGGCUAUGAACAAGAAAACAUCUAAGUACAGUACUUUAACAGCACUUCCUGGAAAACUUUUUGGACUAAGUCUUUCAUGUUUAUCAAAUGAAGAAGAGUUGAUCCCAAAACCAAUUCAGAACAUUUUAGUGGAGUUAUUUCGUAGAGGACCUGGUACAACUGGAAUUUUUAGAAAGUCAGCACUUCAAAGAACAGCAAAGCAAAUUAGACAGAACCUUGAUAGUGGAAAAGAUGAAAAUAUGGAUAACACGAGUCCCAUUGUCCUAGCUGCUGUCAUAAAAGAUUUUUUCAGGUCAAUGCCCGACAGUCUUAUUUCAUCUUCCCUAUAUGAAAGUUUAGUAGCAACUAAGUCGGCUGCAAAUACAGAAAUGCGUCUAGAUGAAAUCAAAAGAAUUUUUCAACAAUUACCCAAAGAAAAUUAUGAACUGGCAUUAAAAUUUAUAAAUGUCUUGUAUCAUAUACAGAGAUUUUCAGAAAGAAAUAACAUGAAUUCAUAUAAUUUAUCAGUAUGUGUUUCUCCUAGUAUCAUGUGGCCCCCGCCCCCAUUGGCAAUCAAAAUGGAAGCUACCGAACAAACCAGCGGGACAACAGAUUUUGUUUCCUUUUUGAUUGAUAGUUAUUUAGCGAUUUUUGGAUCUGAAAAUGAAUAUAUUCUUGGGAGCGAGGAAGAAAUAUUGUUUAAUGAUGGUCCUGGUGAAGAUUCUGAUUCAGGAACGGAUCAAACAAUUUAUCGAUUAAAAGAUGAAACGGAUUGGGAAAAGUACGACUCAGAAAAAGAAAUAGAUAUACCAAGUACUCCUAUAGACAUGGUUUCACCUACAAAAAGUAAUUUGGAUUCUCCGUUUGCUUUAAGUGAUUCAAGCAUUUGUACAAUUGACUCUGACGAAGUAAAACAAAAUCCUGUUAAUCAUGUUUCUGCAUUGGCCAUGAAACCAAUGUUACAAGCUUCCGAUAAGCGCGAAUUAAGUGAAAAUGGUCGAUGCGACGUUUCUGACAGCGAAAACACUGACUUUAAUGAGAUAUUUCAAAGGAAUUUGCUUCGACAUCCAAAACACAAACGUGUUUUAAGUAGUAUAACGACCAGUGCAGAACUUAUUGAACACAGAAGAAACUUGAAAAUAGAUGAUCAAAUUUUAGAUCAAAAAGAGUUUUCUAAAAAUUCAAAAAGCUCGCAAGAUUUAAAAAAUGAAUCAGAAAUUGUUCCUAAAAAAUAUGUAAUUUCUCAUCCAGUUAUCAAACAUUUCUCGACAGAAUAUUCCGUAACACCCAACGUGAUAUUUCACUCAGUUGACAGGCGUCGUCAGCCUGCUGUUCCUUCUUAUGAGGAACACAUACAAAAAACUCAAACAAUGCAUCGCAUAACAAAAACAAAUGUCCGCAAAAAAUCAAUUCCUCCUGAUCAAGUUUUACAGUUAAAUGUAGAAAAUUAUAUCCCCCCUGUUCCCCCUAUUGUAGAACAUACAAAUGUACAUCCUCUGCGAUAUACAAACUCACCUUUUAUACAGAGUAAUAUAUCAUGUGAAGUUAGCCAUAAUGAAGUUUCAAAUAUUACUGACGAAAGUAAUUCAGAUGUCUCUUUGCGACAUACAAACUCACCUUUUAUACAAAGUAAUAAAUCAUGUGAUGUCAGUCAUGAUGAUGUUUCAAUUUGUAAUGAAAGUAAUUCAAAUGAUCAUUUGCGGCAUACUAACUCACCUUUUAUACAAAGUAAUAUAUAUGAUGAUAGCCAUAAUGAAAAUUCAAAUAUUUCUAAUGAAAGUAAUUCAAAUGUUCCUCAGCGACAUACAAACUCGCUUUUUAUACAAAGUAAUAAAUCAUGUGAUGUCAGUCAUGAUGAAGUUUCAAAUUGUAACGAAAGUAAUUCAAAUGUUCCGAAAGAUAAUAAGUCACCUAAUUUAACAUUUACUAGUACAGACCCCGAUUCAACUAACAUAAGACCGGUAGCAAUCGAAUCAUUGAUUGCAACUUUUCAACAGUUUUCUUCACCAGUUGAAAAAAAGACAAAGCGUCCAUCAGUUGAACGGCAGAAUAAUUCCAAGCGUAUAAUCAAAACAUGCGAUGUUGCACAAUUUGAAAACGAAAAUGGUUGCAAAAAAAAUUAUAUUGAACGUUCAUUAAAUUGUGUGACAACUUAUAACGCAGUUUCUGUAGCUUCAGAAGAACAAAAUUAUAAAAAUACUGUUUUACCAGAACCGAAAAUAAUAACUAAUUCAACUAAUCGUGUGUAUUUAUCAUCUAGACAAAAUGCCAUUUCAAAUAACCAAAAAACUGUACCGAAUUUGAAAGAUAAUGAAAUAGCAUGUUUUAAUGACGCGGAUUAUCCGAAUGAUAUCAGUAAAAACAAUAGUGAUGAAAACGGUUUCGAUGAUAAACUUAUAACACCAUCCCUUCCAGUAUUUAUCAACAACAAUUCACAUCAACUUCAUCCUUUUUCUUUAAAAUUAAAAUCAGAGGUUAAGCAAAGUCCACCUAAUAAUCAGGAUUUUCGAACCCAGUCUUUACAGCUCAAAAAAACUUGCUUAACACAACCACCUAAAAAAAUUGACCAAUUAACGAAUUGUAAUCUUAUAAAAGAAAGUCAAAAUAAAUUAAUAACGGCCCGAGAAUUAAGAAGAACUAAUAGACGAUUAAAAAAAGAGAUUCGAAAUGCUUUCAACGACGGUAAUUUUAUUUACAAAUAUUCUGACGGACACAAAUCUUCAGAAGACUUAAAUAGUUAUAAUUCAUCUCAUUGGAAAAGUGAAAACGAUAAAUUUAACCCAUAUGAAUAUAAUGAUAAUAAUAACAGAAUUACAAACCCUCAUACGAGUUUACUGACUCAGGAUGAAUCGUAUGUAUAGCGUAUACUCGAACACACACAUACACACAAAGACAUAUAUACUCGAACACACGCAUACACAAAAAACAUUUAUAUAUAUAUAGAGAGAGAAAUUCAAUAAAUUAUAAAUUGCUUCUA
Molecule: messenger RNA, 5006 nt
Organism: Hydra vulgaris (swiftwater hydra)
Lineage: Eukaryota; Metazoa; Cnidaria; Hydrozoa; Anthoathecata; Hydridae
Product: rho GTPase-activating protein 20
Biological process (GO): signal transduction
Molecular function (GO): GTPase activator activity
Source: RefSeq, a predicted model, not a curated record